Molecule: messenger RNA, 876 nt
Organism: Homo sapiens (human)
Lineage: Eukaryota; Metazoa; Chordata; Mammalia; Primates; Hominidae
Gene: BLID
Product: BH3-like motif containing, cell death inducer
Exons: 1
Coding region: 294-620 (108 amino acids)
Cellular component (GO): mitochondrion; cytoplasm
Source: RefSeq, marked reviewed
AUGAUGUUGUGUUUGGAGAAAAGAGAGAAGAGAAUUGAAUAAGUACAUGACCCCUUGGAAGCUGUUUUCAGUUGAGGAUUUUGGUGAGUAGCCACUUGAAAUCAAGGGAAAUUCCAUGAAUAGCAGGAGCUGGGAAGAAAGGAAGAGGAGGAAGGAUCCCACCACUUUUUUCUUCCCAUCUAACACCGUGCUUAUGCAAAGCAUAGUCCAUAUGAGAUCUGCCUUAUAAAAACUUGCUGAAUAAAGCGAAUGGAAGUUAAAUUUUGGACUUUCUUCCAUAAUAGCUUCAAAUUAUGGUGACUUUGUUGCCUAUAGAGGGCCAGGAAAUACAUUUCUUUGAGAUCCUAGAAUCUGAGUGUGUGCUCUACACAGGAUGGAUAGAGCGAGCCUCUGGCAGUUCCAUUUAUCCAGAGGCAAAAGCACGCCUGCCACUGGAGGCGCUCUUGGGUUCCAACAAAGAACCUAUGUUGCCUAAGGAAACAGUGCUUUCUCUUAAAAGGUACAAUCUUGGCUCCUCUGCCAUGAAGCGGAAUGUUCCUGGACAUGUGCUUCAGAGACCUUCCUAUUUAACCAGGAUACAAGUUACAUUGUUAUGCAAUUCCUCUGCUGAGGCCCUGUAAAAGGAGUGAGUUAGGACAGAUGCAGCAAGAUAUUAGGACAGAUUUCGCCCAUUAUUCAGGCUGCACAACACAGAAGGAAACUUGAUUUCAAUAAGACCCAAUUCUUAACAGUCUUUUCUACCCACUUUUACCCAUAACUUUUCCAAAUUUGGUUCAAAUUGUGCAGAGAAACAAUAAAAUUUUUAAAAAGGAUAAACUGGCUAGUUAAAAGUAAAUGGCAUUUAAUUAAAACAAAUCUUGCAAAUUCAUGAAAAAA